Messenger RNA from Anarrhichthys ocellatus (wolf-eel), 4896 nucleotides. It is a transcript of the gene amer1, whose product is annotated as APC membrane recruitment protein 1. Gene Ontology annotation, molecular function: phosphatidylinositol-4,5-bisphosphate binding; beta-catenin binding. Gene Ontology annotation, biological process: regulation of canonical Wnt signaling pathway. NCBI's taxonomy places the organism in Eukaryota, Metazoa, Chordata, Actinopteri, Perciformes, Anarhichadidae. Bases 772 to 3516 code for a protein of 914 amino acids. The transcript is spliced from 2 exons. Gene Ontology annotation, cellular component: plasma membrane. The record is from RefSeq and is a predicted model, not a curated record.
UAUGGAGAAGGAACUCUUCAUCGUCUAUUUGUUUAGAAAUAAUAGUGGCGUCACAUUUUUUCAGCAUGCAAUGAUGUCAUUUUUGUAUUACAUAUUCAUUAUUAUUAUUAUAACCAUGAAUAGUUAUAUUAUUAUUGUAUUAUAAAACACACGUUACACACAUAGGUUAUACACGUGGUGCGUCACUAGCAUGCGUCAAAAGGACGUUCACGAAAGGAGGUUUGGGUAAAUUACCUGAGAAGUCGGGGAGAGGAAGUCAUCAUCCGGUAUUUAAACCGUAAACGCAAAACGGGUUCCUGUGAGCGUCUAGACUCAAAUCGACAUGCGUGGCUUAACUAGAGCAAUUAAUUCAGUCCCGAGUGUAGUUUGACCGCGUAUUGAUACCACACGGUCCUCGCUACCAUGUGGUUUAACGUGUCACACUCGCGUUACAGCCACAGACACUGGUGAGUAACGUUGUUAGCAGACACCUCGGCUAGCUAACGGUGGAAACAAAUGAGACCGUACAAAGCUUCCCCGGGGCCCCCGAGUCCUCCACACGGGAACCAACGUAGCCCGAAGUUAAAGUUAGCGUUAGCAGAAACAAUGCAUUGAAGGGGAACUUCGUCUUCUGCUCGGAAGAAACAACGCCAGCUCCGUGCUGCAAGGUUCUGUCUUCAGUUGGGUUCACAUCAGAUGGAGGACAAAUUCACCGCAGUGGUCCCGUCCGCUGGUUUAGAAACUCCCGCUGCCAUGCCUUCCGUUGGACUGCUUUUGUAAAACGCGGCAGCCAUGGCUUCUCGGAAGGCAGCCGAGCUACCGAGGGACACCGUGGAUUUGGCUUCGGCCACCGCACAACCGUCCCGACGCGGCCCCGACGACAUCACAGAAGAGCCUCAGCCGGAUACGAUGACUGCGACGGUGAAAUCCCCGAAGUCUGGGAAAUUUAGGAGAACUGCUCUGACGUUCUUCGGAGUUCGUAAAAGUAUCUGUAUUUUGCCGAGUUUUUUUGGAGGAAGGAGUAAAAAUCCCAAUAAGUGGUCUUCGAAGAAAGGAAUGAGCAAAAGCAGAACACACGAUGGGCUGAGUAAGGUCUGUCAUGAGGACAGUGGGAGCAGUCGGUGCAACUCGGCUAGAGAUUGUGAGUUCCUCGGCCAGAGGGACUCGGCUGGAGAGCUCCACAGUAGCUGUCGCAAUGAAUGUAGUCACUCCCCUGCUGAACAGAAAUCACUGACUCUCACCCGGCAGAAAAGGGGCUUGAGGAGCCUUUUUCAAAGUUUCAAGUAUCACAGAAACCACAGAAAUGUUGGAUUGGAUAAAACUGAAAUGAUUGCAAUGACCUCUCGCUGCAAGAAAGAGGUGCCUGUUGUCCAGGACAACACUGACCAGUAUGUCACGGAGUGCCUGGGAUCUGAACCCGAUGUGCCUGAUUUUGCAGAAGUUCCACGAGAUGUUUCCUUCGGGCCUGAAUGUAUCGAUGCCGACGAGGUGCCGUCGGAGAAGAGCGCGGAGCUCGGCAGCCCAAAGUCUGAGCUUGACGAUGAGAUGUGCGAUGAGGAAACGGAGGAAAUGAAUUUGACGGCUGUAGUUGCCAGCGACUUGAAGGAGAGUUCGAGAGGACACAGCGAGCCUUGUCUGAAGCUUCAGACGACGCCUUCACCCGCAUUGCAGUCGGAAACGCCCGCUGGCUCGUCGGAGCAGCUGAGCCUGAUUUACGGAGACGUCGCCUCGUUAAAGAGCUUCGAUUCCCUCACCGGCUGCGGGGACAUUAUCGCAGAUCAGGAAGACGACAGCAUCACGGAGAGCACCGUCUCCGGAGAGAGGAGCAGGAGUGGAGGAAAGAGGGCCUCUUGUUAUCUCACCUAUCAGGGCGGCGGUGAAGAAAUGGCUUCACCCGAAGACUUGGAUGAGGAGUGUCUUCAUGACUUCUGGGGGAACAACACGUCGGAGGAAAUUUGCUGCACUUGCAACCAGGAGCACACAGAUUUGACUGCCGACCUGACGAGUUCUCACAACAUGGACCUGCUGAACAGUAACAGUACGCAGCAAGCCAGCGGCACGGACGCUUCUUCGAUCGCCGACGUGCUGACGCCCCAAAGUGAGCAUCAAGAAUCGGUUCCGAACAGCGACGAGGGCUACUACGACUCGACUACGCCGGGGCCGGAUGACGGACAGGAGAAGGCCGACAGACUGAGGGCAGAGAGGUUACCCAGGGACAGUUACAGCGGCGACGCCCUCUAUGAACUGUUCGCACCCGACGAGAGUCUCAUCAGUCCGCAUUACGAGAACAAACCGAAGCUGUCCACUUCCAAACAGUGCGAGUAUUCAAGUGAGCCCGUCGGUGUGACAGACUCCGCCUUCGUUCCGGACAUGAAUCGACUGCAGAUCGGCGCGGAAAUGUACGAGGUGGCACAAAAUAUGAUUGGUCGGCAGGAAAUCGGCACAAAUAAGAACUGUAGUUUGAGUUCAAAACCACAAGCGUCAGUCAACAGGAAUAACAUAGAACCGGAUGUGUUCGAAAAGGGAACCAUGCCUGCUUCCACUGAAAAAAGAACAAAAUCCAUAAAUGCCGACUGUGAGAAACGGCACAGCAGUGUGUCAUUCGGAAGCACAUCCGACCCCGAUUUUGAAACAUUUUGCGAACCCAAAGAGCAAAACCUGGAGGAAAACAAGCCCGUGGCUUUACCGUACAGGACCAUCAGUUCUCAGUCACCGGACGAAGGCAACGACUUGGACGACGGGCAAACUGUGUGUUUCUCUCAAGCGCUCGUGGACUACACGAAGCGCUCCCAGAUGCUGAGCGACAUGGACGACGGCGCGGACGAUUCGGAGACGAACUCCGCCUUCACUCCGAACAUGCAGGCCUUACCCACCAUCGUCACGUUCGACGUGGUGGACAUGCACAACGAGGGAGAGUACGACGAGCAGAUUCACAUGGAGCUGGAGGAGGACAUCUCGUCGCCCUAUCAGGAAUUUGAAGAAAGCUACCUGCAAAAAGACGCAUUUGCCGAGUGCAACUAUCAAAUGUUAGACCUGUAUGAACAGAACCUGAUCAGCAACACGUGGGCGAUCGCUAGUCUCCCACAGCACCUCGCGAGAGUUGGUCAGCCCACAUCUAAUCCGUUAUCUCUAGACCGGAGGAGCAGGUCUCUGGACACGGAAGGCCUCGAGUUGAAGACGCCCGGCGGAUACAGAGAGAACAGAGAAAAAGUUCAGAGUCAAACCCAAGUCAAACGCAACAUAUUUUCGAGUUCACCCAGCAGCGAACGCGCCGACAGUAAAUCGCUUCCUUCGCAGUCAGAUUCUUGUUUACAUCACAGCACCUUUGUUUAUUCCGGAACGAUGGACGAGGAAUCGGAUGAGGAUGUUUUUUGUAACGCUGCCACUAACUUGCGGUCCUAUAACAGCAGACCAGUGGCGAGCAGGGAGGGGACAUCUCAUCCCGCCAGUCCUCUGAGUGCAGGUGUGUCUAAAGGUGAAACGAGAACACCCAGAGAGACGUGGCCCGCAGCAAACUCACCGGAGGCAACCUUUUAAUUAAUCGGCUGCUGGUGUCGAAAAUCCCAUUUGUAUGUGCUAAUGAGUGCUUUUAUGUUUCAUCCAAAGGAGUAACUGUUGCUUCAUUUUUAUUCUUUUUUUUUUACUUGUACAACAGAUUCAUUUGACAAGUUGCUGUACACCGAGAGAGACGUGACACUACUCUGAAAUGUGGAGAGCGACCUCAUUGGGAAGUCAGAAGGGGAUUGUCUGCUUUUCCCCAGUAACAGUUUCACAAAGGACACACACACAAAAGUGUUUCAGCAAGUGAUUGUUUCAUCUCAUUAAGCUACUGAACUUUACUAGAAUGCUUGUCUCCACACGUAGCCUCAGUGUCCAGGUCUCAAUAGUAAUGCCACACUUUGUUUGAUGGCUCUUCAUUAGCCCUGUGUUUCCAUAGCACAGCCAAACGGGGCGAGCCAAGUCUCGCUUUCUCUGCCAAUUGCCCCCGAAAUCACGCGUGCUUUUGCUUUAAGUGCCGGCUUAUGUUUACUACUUUUUUCACAGCCUCUCUUUACUCCAGUAAGGUUUAUGUAGGCCUGUCAUGAUGUUCAAAUAUACUGUUUUUUUUUUACCUCUUUUCUUGAGGUACCUCAUUUCCAGACAGAUUGGGUUUAGUAAACAACGAGAGAAUACAUCAAUUCACAGAGAGGAAUAGUCUAGUCCACAAUAUACAACAUUCAAACAAGUCAUUUACAUACUGUAGAUGGCCUUACAAGAUAUCUACUUACCAUAGCACAUUUCACACGCAGUUAUCCUGUAUGUGUGAAAGUGAUUUACAUAACUGGUUGAAGAAAUAGUCAAAGAGUAAAAUAUAUAUAAAACGGUGGAGGGGGAAAAAAACUGGUAGAACCUAAUAGUCUCAAAUUCACUGUUCUGCUUCUGGCCCGACAAACCGAAUCAGCCUUACUGUGGGUGUUGUUGUUUUUCUCCCAUUUUUUCCGACAGCUGGACCACCUGUGAAGUUUAAAUUCUGACUGAAAUGAUGCACUCAACUUAUUACAUGACUGUACGCUUGUGGAAAACGUAGUUGGACUUUUGUUUUGAGAUGAUCUGUUAAAAGAUAAACUGGUGUUUUCACCUUGUAUCAUUUUCUUGUGCAUUUUGAUCGGUUGGAGGUUAAACUGUCAGAUGAUGUAGCUUCUUUUAUAGGGGAAUACUGCAGAAAUGUCAAAGAAUUUGUAUUUAUAUUCUCAGCUGUCUGUACACUCUUAACAUUGUAUUCAGAAUGGUUAUUACAAAUUGGCAAUAUUGUUUCUGUUUUUAAAAUGUUUUUUAUUAAGUUACAUCCAUGUUACGUUAGGGGCUUCUCCUUGAGAAUCUGUUACUAUUUGUUACAGUAGAACACUGCCUUAUACAAAAAUAAACUUUUUGUUUUCA